Nelumbo nucifera (sacred lotus) is the source of this 1402-nucleotide messenger RNA. RefSeq names its product NAC domain-containing protein 2. NCBI's taxonomy places the organism in Eukaryota, Viridiplantae, Streptophyta, Magnoliopsida, Proteales, Nelumbonaceae. Gene Ontology annotation, molecular function: DNA binding. The record is from RefSeq and is a predicted model, not a curated record. Gene Ontology annotation, biological process: regulation of DNA-templated transcription.
GUUUCAACAGCCGUCUUUGGAGAAGAGAAGAAGAGAAAAGGGUGAGAGAGGAGAGGCUCGGAGAAUAUAAAUGACGUCACAUUUGCAGUUACCGCCGGGAUUCAGAUUCCAUCCGACGGAUGAUGAGCUAGUGGUGCACUAUCUUUGUCGGAAAUGUGCGUCUCAGUCCAUCGCCGUUCCGAUCAUCGCAGAGAUUGAUCUCUACAAAUAUGAUCCGUGGCAGCUUCCUGGGAUGGCGUUGUAUGGUGAGAAAGAGUGGUAUUUCUUCUCUCCCCGAGACCGGAAGUAUCCCAACGGAUCGAGACCGAACCGGGCAGCCGGCUCCGGUUACUGGAAGGCUACCGGAGCGGAUAAGCCGAUUGGACAUCCAAAAACUAUCGGAAUAAAGAAAGCGCUGGUGUUUUACGCCGGAAGGGCUCCCAGGGGCGAGAAAACCAACUGGAUCAUGCAUGAGUAUCGCCUCGCCGACGUCGAUAGGUCGGCUCGCAAGAAGAACAGCCUAAGACUGGACGACUGGGUGCUGUGUCGAAUCUACAACAAGAAAGGUGGCAGAGAGAAGAAUUUCACUACAUUCGAUCGGAAAUCGGCGCUUGCUCCUUCGUCAACUUGCUCGGAUAUCGAAGAUCAGAAGCCAGAAACCAUAUCAUACCGCCGGGACAUACUGGAGCAACGUCCGGCGACGGUAACGGCACCGCCGAUGAAUGACAUGAUGUACUUCGACACGUCGGAUUCGAUACCGAAGUUGCACCCGGAUUCGAGCUGCUCGGAGCACGUGGUGUCACCGGAAUUCACUUGCGAGAGGGAGGUCCAGAGCCAGCCGAAGUGGAAGGAUUACGAGAAACCCCUAGGAUUUCAGUUUAAUUACAUGGACGCCAUUGGCGGUGCCGCUGACAACCCGUUUGCCCUACUCAAUCACCAGAGCAAUGAGCUCAACCCAUUACAGGAUAUGUUCAUGUACCUGCAGAAGCCAUUCUGAUGCGGGUGAUCGGAAUCUCAGAUUAGAUGUGUGGGGCCGCUACAUUCUUCCUCCGUGGUGCAUGCAACACCGGAUACUUGCACUGCACACGAGGCCGAAGUCCAUGACUGUGCACGUGCGAGGACAGCACAUGAGUCGUAGGAGCUACUUACAUUAAAUGGGUUUUGCUAACAUGCAUUUGGGCAUCACAUGAAUCAGGUAGGGACUCCAGUUGGUCACAGUGAUUCAGUGGUCCGCGUUGCAUGUUAGAUUUUCCCCAUUAUAAUACAUACAAGUGUACAAGAUGUACAUAACAUAGAUAGCCUGCUCCCGGGGUCCUUUACWGGGCCCCCCUCCCUCCCAUCUCUCCCUAUUCUUAUAUCUGGAGAAGAUUUUUUAUGGUGUAGCGAGUCGCAUGAUUAAUUAUCAUCCUUUAAGUUCUUAUCA